UAAGGGGUAUAGAGUGAGCAACCUGUUGCGUUGACAAAAUUCUUGAAUUGUGAGACUGCGAAAGUAAUUUUUCUCGGUUCAGACGACUCUCUCUCUCUACGGAAUUCAGUUUUCUCUCUUUCUUCUUCUUCUCUCACAAUUAAAAUUGGGCAGUCCCAAAAGGGUAUAUCAUAGAAUCUCUAUUUCCCGCAAUUCUUCAAUCUUCAUCGUUUUUUUGUUACUCGCUUUCUCAUGGAUCCUCCUACCUCUUGGGACUCCUUGCGAAAGCAGGCACGGAUGCUUGAAGCACAACUGGAUGAGCAAAUGCAUUUGUAUCGUAAAGUUGUUUCCACAAAAAUUGACAGUGCAAAUGAUAAUGAUCUUGAAUCCAGUAUAAAUCAACUACUCAAGCAGCUUCAACAAGUAAAUUCACAAAUGCAAGCUUGGGUUUCCUCAGGAGGAUCUGAGAUCUUUUCUCAUACGUUGACUCGCCAUCAAGAAAUUCUUCAGGAUCUUUUUCAGGAGUUUAAUCAGCUUCGUUCAAGUUACAGAGCUAAGAAAGAGCAUGCUUCACUGCUUGAAGAUUUUAGGGAAUUCGAUCGGACUAGAUUAGAUCUGGAAGAUGGCAGUGGGUCAUAUGAUCAAGCACUCCUUAAUGAGCGUGCUUCCCUUCAUCGGAGUACUGGACAGAUGGAUGGUGUAAUUUCUCAUGCUCAAGAAACCAUGAAGGCACUUGUGUUUCAACGAUCAACAUUUGGUGGCAUCAAUUCAAAACUCAGCAAUGUCACCAGUCGCCUUCCAACUGUCAAUCAUAUUCUUUCAGCAAUAAAGAAGAAAAAAUCAAUGGACACAAUCAUUCUUUCAUUAGUUGCUUCUGUAUGUUUGUUUCUCAUUUUGAUUUACUGGUUGACGAGAUGAAUCAGGUAUUAUGCUGGUCUUUUUGAUAGAGAAGGAUGAGCACGGUCUUUGCUCAUUUUUAUUGUUUGUAUAUUACGCACCAGAGUAAUUUUUGUAAUUUUUCAUUCUUACACAUUUAAGAUGGUUUAUUGAUUUCUUUUAUCAAGCACCCGA
This is a messenger RNA of Nicotiana tabacum (common tobacco), 1050 nucleotides long. RefSeq names its product Golgi SNAP receptor complex member 1-1-like. Gene Ontology annotation, biological process: vesicle fusion; endoplasmic reticulum to Golgi vesicle-mediated transport; inter-Golgi cisterna vesicle-mediated transport. Lineage: Eukaryota; Viridiplantae; Streptophyta; Magnoliopsida; Solanales; Solanaceae. Gene Ontology annotation, cellular component: Golgi membrane; cis-Golgi network; SNARE complex. The record is from RefSeq and is a predicted model, not a curated record. Gene Ontology annotation, molecular function: SNAP receptor activity.